Messenger RNA from Zalophus californianus (California sea lion), 2949 nucleotides. RefSeq names its product DEAD-box helicase 59 (gene DDX59). The record is from RefSeq and is a predicted model, not a curated record. Lineage: Eukaryota; Metazoa; Chordata; Mammalia; Carnivora; Otariidae. Gene Ontology annotation, molecular function: nucleic acid binding; ATP binding; RNA helicase activity. The transcript has 8 exons. Bases 667 to 2529 code for a protein of 620 amino acids.
GGGGGUCGCGGGGCGGGGGUGAGGGGCAACGCCCGAGGGGAGGGUCUGGGAGCGCUCGACGGGAGGAGUCGGGGACCGCGGGGGACUCGGAGGCCUCGCCGCCUCCCGGAGCCGGUUCCGUUUCGCCAUUUGAGGACCUUGAGUUCCAAGCUUUUCCUGCUGACAUAGAGCCAUCCCUCCCCCAACCUCCUGGACGUUCCCAGAGACUUAGGAUAGUAAUUCCAGAUCUUCAGUUGCAUUUUUUGUUGGAAUUUUUCUGGAAAAAUUGAAUCUGGUAAUUUAGCUUAAGAAUUUUUUUUUUUUAGAAAAAUGUUUAUUGGUAUAUUUAAUAGCCCCCAAAUUAGGUUAAAACCUUUCACAAUCCAGUCAUUUUGCAAAAACAUUUUUGGUGGAAAAAGGCAUAGCAAUGGUAGAGAGCUUGCGCUCUGGAGCCCAGAGUGCCCGAGUUCUAACACUUAGUAACGGUAUGAGCUUGGACAAGCCACUUAAUCUCUAGCUGGCCAAGGUUCCUCAUGUGAAAACUUCUAAUACAUUAUACAGCAUAAUAUAUAUGUAUAUCUGUGCGGGGGUGGUGGUACUACUUUACAAGCUUGUGAAGAUCAGGUUCAAGUGUGAAGCACUAAGCGCUGUUCUUGGAACAGAGAGAGCAAUACAUAAUACUGGAGGAUGUUUGUCCCAAGAUCUAUAAAAAUCAAGAGGAGUGCUAAUGAUGAUGGCAAAAGUUGUGCAGCUAAGAAAAUUAAACCAGAUGCAGAAGACCUGCGGCCGGAUGAAGGCAGAGGUGAUGCAGCUGAUGGGUUAGUUACAGAAGAAGCCAAAACAUCAGACGGGCACAGCGUGGAACCAUGCCCUUUCCCCAGUACAGCUGGCCUGUUGGCUGAGGUUGGUUUGAUUGGACCUGAGCAGGAUGCAAAGGAUAGCGAUCUUUCUGAAGAGCCUGUUAAGUCAUUUUCAAAAACACAGCGCUGGGCAGAACCUGGGGAACCUGUCUGUGUUGUUUGUGGUCGUUACGGAGAGUACAUCUGUGAUAAGACAGACGAAGACGUGUGUAGUUUGGAGUGUAAAGCAAAACAUCUCCUGCAAGUAAAGGAAAAGGAAGAGAGAUUAAAACUCAGCGAUCCGCAGAAAGCGGAUUCUGGGUCAGAGUCUCCACUUAAUGCUUUUUAUGUCUAUAAAGAGCACCCCUUUAUUUUGAACCUUCAGGAAGACCAGAUUGAAAAUCUUAAACGGCAGCUAGGAAUUGUAGUUCAAGGGCAAGAUGUCACCAGACCCAUUAUUGAUUUUGAGCACUGUGGUUUCCCUGAGGCCUUGAAUCACAACUUGAAGAAAUCAGGUUAUGAAGUUCCAACCCCCAUCCAAAUGCAGAUGAUUCCUGUAGGACUUCUGGGAAGAGACAUUCUGGCCAGUGCUGAUACUGGCUCAGGAAAAACAGCUGCUUUUCUUCUUCCUGUUAUCACCCGAACUUUAUGUGAGAGCAAAACUCCAUCUGCACUCAUUCUUACACCAACAAGAGAGUUAGCCAUUCAGAUAGAGAGCCAAGCUAAAGAAUUGAUGAGUGGUCUGCCACGCAUGAAAACUGUUCUUCUGGUAGGGGGCUUACCCUUACCCCCACAGCUUUAUCGUUUGCGACAACAUGUGAAGGUUAUCAUAGCAACUCCUGGGCGACUUCUGGAUAUAGUAAAACAGAGCUCUGUGGAACUCCGUGGUAUAAAAAUUGUAGUAGUAGAUGAAGCCGAUACCAUGUUAAAGAUGGGCUUUCAACAGCAAGUGCUUGACAUUUUGGAAAACGUUCCUAAUGAUGGUCAGACCAUUUUGGUUUCAGCUACAAUUCCAACUAGCAUAGAACAACUAGCAAGCCAGCUUCUGCAUAAUCCUGUGAGAAUUAUCACUGGGGAAAAGAACCUGCCCUGUUCCAGUGUGCGCCAGAUUAUUUUGUGGGUGGAAGAACCAGCCAAAAAGAAAAAAUUAUUUGAAAUCUUAAAUGAUAAGAAACUCUUCAAGCCUCCAGUGUUAGUAUUUGUGGACUGCAAGUUGGGAGCAGAUCUCUUGAGCGAGGCAGUGCAGAAAAUCACAGGUCUAAAAACCGUAUCUAUACAUUCGGAGAAAUCACAAACAGAAAGGAAAAACAUAUUGAAGGGAUUACUUGAAGGAGACUAUGAAGUUGUAGUGAGCACAGGAGUCCUGGGACGAGGCCUAGACUUGAUCACUGUCAAGCUGGUUGUCAAUUUCGAUAUGCCGUCAAGUAUGGAUGAGUAUGUGCAUCAGGUUGGAAGAGUGGGGAGAUUAGGCCAACAUGGAACAGCAAUUACUUUCAUCAAUAACAAUUCAAAAAGACUCUUCUGGGAUAUUGCAAAAAGAGUGAAACCCACAGGAUCCAUUCUUCCCCCCCAGUUAUUAAAUUCCCCCUACCUUCAUGACCAGAAGAGAAAGGAACAACAGAAAGAUAAACAGACACAGAAUGACCUGGUUACAGGAGCUAAUCUUAUGGACAUCAUUAGAAAACAUGAUAAAAGUAAUUCUCAAAAAUGACUUAUGAGGGGUGCCUGGGUGGCUCAGUCGGUUAAGUGGCUGCCUUCGGCUCAGGUCAUGAUCCCAGGGUCCUGGAAUUGAGCCCCAUGGCGGGCUCACUGCUCAGCGGGGAGUCUGCUUCUCCCUCUCCCUCUGCUGCUUCCCCUACUUGUGCUCUCUCUCAAAUAAAUAAAGUCUUAAAAAAAAAAAAAUGACUUGUGAUACCACUGAACAGUUUUUUGUGUAUUAGUGAAAUUUCUGUAUAACUAUGGUUUGAGUAAAUGGGACAUGUACAUGAAACAAAAAAAUUUAACAAUUUAAAUUCUUUAAUUGAAUCUCAAAUUUAUACUGCUGUAUUUAUUUCCCUUUUGAUUGUCAUAAAAAAUUAUCAAAAUGAAUUGCUAAAUAAAAUUUUUUCUGUCUCGACAAAGCCUCAGUUUU